UUGUGUCUAGACUAUUAACCCAUUCACUAUACAUCACAACAUCAUCUCAAUAAUAACAUUGAUUUCAAAACCUGCAUGAGCAUUGCAUUAGAAUUACCACUCUGAAGAAAUAAUUUUUAUCAAUAAGUUAACACUAACAUCAAGGAAGUUCCAAUAGUGUGCAAUCAGUUGCAAAACUUGAUCAUUCGUAAAUGGUCACACAUGGGGAAAAGCACUCUAAUAAUCGGCAAAUCCGGAGAAAAUCACUUCACAACUUGAUCAAUCAGAGAUGGAGUUAAGGUCUGGAGCGGCUAAGAAAAGAAAGGGAGCGACUACUUCCCGGACUGUGCCUAUCCAGUUUGACCAAGAUAAGUUUGUCGGCCCGAAGCAGACCGCCAGAUACAUUUCUCUGGAGAAGCGGAAAAUUCUUCCAGAGAAGCGAUUCCUGAUCAACCCACAGGGCACUAACAGAAAUUUUGCCGGGUUGAUUGACGCGAAGAAAUGGGAUCAGUUGAUUAAUCCUUUGGAACAUUAUGACAUAGCAACAGUGCGGGAAUUUUAUGCUAACGCACUGCCCGAUGACGACGAGCCCUUUACUUGGGUAUCUAAAGUGGACGGGCGUCCAAUUGCAUUUGAUCGGGAUGCCAUCAACCGAAUCCUUGGGGAACCGCUCCAGCUGGGAGCUGAAGAGAGAGACCAAUACCACACUGACCUACGGCUUCACCGUGAUGUUGAAGCAAUUUCUGCCGCCCUGCUUUUACCAGGGAAAUCUGUUGAGCUGAACCCAUCUGGGGUUCCAAUGAGGUAUCACAGGGAGGACAUGACUCCCAUGGCUCAACUGAUACUGCUUUUGGUUUUAACCAACAUCCAGCCUAAAUCCCACACCUCUACAGUGCCGAUCCCAGUGGCACAUUUGGUCCAUUCUAUCCUCACCAACGUCCAGAUCGAUGUGGCGAGGAUCAUCGCAAAUGAGCUGAAGUCCGUGAUCGAGAGCGGGCUAAAGUCGGGGGCUCGUGUUAAUUGUCCUUUAGCUUUCCCGUGCUUGAUCAUGAGUUUGUGCAUUCAGGCAAGGGUGAGACUUCCGUCUCGGGGUCAGGUAAGGAUCCCGUCACCUAUCGAUGACCGGUAUGUGGCCAAAUAUUGUAGAGCGAAGAAUGCUAGAGGCAGUGCUGCUACAGAGAGUACCCGGGCUUCUGAUGGUCCUGGUACUUCUACUCCUAGACUAGAUCCAUACGUCCAAGUUGUGUGCAAUUACAGUUUGGAAUGGAUGGCGACAUCCCAGAGAGCCAUGUUAGAUAUGCACGACUCUAUGCAGCGGUUACAGCUGCAGGGAAGUGGUGCUCAUGCUUUGAUGACACGUGAGCAGUUUCUGCUUAACGCCAACUGGCCUGUGGACACGCCAGUGUAUAGUGAGGGGGUGGGCGCUGAUGCUGAUGAUGGUGAUGAUGAUGAUGUUGAUGAUGAGGCUACCGGUUCUGAUGCCGGUAGCGAGGAGGAGUCCUGAGCCCUUAGAGGGUUAAGUUUUUGUACUUUUCAGUUUUUAUGUUAUUUUUAUUUGUAUUUUCGGAUUUUGUAUCUUGACUUUGGUGUUGUACUAUUGGGGUGUUUUGUCCCCCAUGAACAAAUUUAUAUUUUCAGUUAAUGUUAUUUAUUUCUGUUUUUAA
This is a messenger RNA of Lathyrus oleraceus (garden pea), 1643 nucleotides long. RefSeq lists its product as uncharacterized. Lineage: Eukaryota; Viridiplantae; Streptophyta; Magnoliopsida; Fabales; Fabaceae. The transcript is spliced from 2 exons. Bases 269 to 1483 code for a protein of 404 amino acids. The record is from RefSeq and is a predicted model, not a curated record.